Messenger RNA from Lates calcarifer (barramundi perch), 5232 nucleotides. Its product is annotated as zinc finger FYVE domain-containing protein 1. The transcript has 11 exons. The coding region runs from base 966 to 3326 and encodes 786 amino acids. NCBI's taxonomy places the organism in Eukaryota, Metazoa, Chordata, Actinopteri, Centropomidae. The record is from RefSeq and is a predicted model, not a curated record. Gene Ontology annotation, molecular function: zinc ion binding.
CUGACCUGGCAACAAAAUAACGUAGCUAGAGAAGAAAUCUGCUAGGGAGGGGACUGAAGAACAAAACAAUGACACUGCUCGGAAGGAUUCAAAUACAGUAACACUUUUUAAAGACUUUUUAAAAAACGAAAUCGCUCGGGUUUACCUCCCAUUUUAAAGCAAAAGAGUCCGCGGAUGUCCGAGCUUUUGACAUCGACUCGCUGUUGUUUUUGUUGAUAUGUUGUUACAGCUCAGUUGACAGACCGGAGGCUAGCUGCUUGUUUAGACGGCUAUGAACUGUUAGGGCUUGUUGGCUUUCUAAUUAAAGUCUUUCUUUGGAAAAAGUUGAAGCCGUCCGUCGAAACUUGCUAGCUGUAAGCUAAGUAUUCCUGUUUGGAUGCCAAAUUAUUUACCGAGUUUGCUAUUGCGAGCUAUUAAGGGUCAACUUGCUAGCUAGCCUGUUGUUAGCAUUAACAUUUGCACAUUCAUCUCUUCAGGGAGAGUUCAUUGUCUUCGUCGGUACUGGCUAUCUGCACAGUUUUCUGUAUUAUUUUCCAGUUUUAUUCGCUAACCUUCGAUAUAAUUUAUGUAAUGCUGAAGCUAAUUGCUAACUUUAAUGCACGAACAAGCUGUUAGUGGUAAAGAGAUAUUGUAACACAAGGAGACGGCUGUUCCUGCUUCUUUGCCUCACAGUUAGUUGCACUAAAUGGCAUUAUUAAAAUUGUUUUAAGUGUUUCAGGUCCAUGACACAAAAGCUACUUUGAUAAAUUGUACAUAUUAUUGUUAGAGACUCAGUUGUGGAUCACCAGGCCUGUUAACAUGCAGCUGUUUUAAGUUGAUCUAGUCGUUGUAUUUUGUCAUUUCAGUUGCCAGUAUUACCAUAUGUUGUGCAUUUUUCAUUAACUGCUUUUGGAAAUAGCUGGUGCUGUUGCUAAAGCUGUUCCAAUAAGCAUUGUUCUGUAUUCAAGUUUAACUUGUAGGAAACGAUGAGUGGCCAUGGCUCAUCUUCAGAAAAGGGAGUUAAUACUAGUCUAAUAUGUCAAGAAAGUUAUGCCUGUGGUGGCUCUGAGGAGGCUGCAUUUGAGUGUGAUGAAUGCAAAAGCCUUCAGUGUAUUCGUUGUGAGAUCGAGCUGCACAGUCAGGAGCGUUUGAAGAACCAUGAGCGGGUUCAGAUAGGUCCAGGGCAUGUGCCUUACUGUGACAACUGUAAAGGAGGUAAUGGAGACAAUGGUAAACGCCAUAGAUCUGUAGUCCGCUGCCAGAACUGCAAAGUUAACUUGUGCCAAGACUGUCAGAAACGCACCCACAGUGGAGGCAACAAGAAGAAACACCAGCUCACAUCUUAUCCUUCACCACCUAAACCUGCAGAGGUCAACUCUGUUCAAACAACUGUACAGCCCGUUGUUCAAAUAGCAGAUGAGAUCAAAUCUCAGCGAGCGAAACUCUUGGAGAAGGUUUCCAGUUUUCUCCUUGUUGAUGAGAAUGAGGAAAUGCAGGUAAAAGAUGAAGCUUCAUUCAUAAAGAGCCUGAGCUGUGAGCCCGACCAGCUGCUGAAGGUGGUGUCCAUCUUCGGUAACACGGGAGAGGGCAAAUCUCACACCCUGAACCACACGUUCUUCAUGGGGAGAGAAGUGUUCAAGACUUCCCCCACACAAGAGUCGUGUACGGUAGGCGUGUGGGCCGCGUUCGACCCCAUCCACAAAGUGGUGGUCAUCGAUACAGAGGGGCUGCUUGGGAACAGCUCCAAACAGGGCCAGAGAACCCGUCUCUUGCUCAAGGUGCUCGCCAUCUCUGACCUCAUCAUUUACCGCACCCAUGCCGACCGCCUGCACGAUGACCUCUUCAAGUUCCUCGGGGACGCCUCGGACGCCUACUUGAAGCAUUUCACCAAGGAGCUGAAGGCCACGACGGCCCGCUGCGGCCUGGAUGUCCCACUGUCCACCCUGGGCCCUGCGGUGGUCAUCUUCCAUGAAACCGUUCACACCAAGUUGCUUGGCUCAGAUAAGUCGUCCGAGUCAGUGGAUCGGCUGCUGCUGGAGCGAUUCAAGAAGCUUUGCCGUUUCCCUGAGGCCUUCAGCUCUGUCCAGUACUGGGGUACCCAGACUCUUACCCCGCCUACCGACUUCCGUGGCCUGCAGAAUAAACUGGAGCAACUCCUGGAUAACAACGCCACCCGUUCCCCACGCACCCCUGUUGUCAUCUUCAAAGCCCUGCAGGCACUGAGUGAGCGUUUCAAUGGGGAAAUCACAGGUGAGCUGGUAGCCCACAGCUGCUUCUUUCCUGAUGAGUACUUCACCUGCUCCAGCCUGUGCCUCAGUUGUGGCUCUGGCUGCAAGAACAGCAUGAACCACUUAGGAGAAGGAAUGUGCCAUGAGGCGAAACAUCGCUGUCGUUAUUCUGCUCAGUAUGAUAAUCGCAUUUACACCUGUAAGGCUUGCUAUGAAGGAGGAAAGGAGGUGAUAGUCGUCCCCAAGACGUCAGCCUCCUCAGACUCUCCAUGGAUGGGCCUCGCCAAAUACGCUUGGUCUGGGUAUGUUAUUGAAUGUCCCAACUGUGGAGUGAUCUAUCGGAGCCGUCAGUACUGGUAUGGGAACCAGGACCCUGUGGAUACAGUUGUCCGCACUGAGAUCCAGCAUGUAUGGCCAGGGUCGGACGGCUUUUUAAAGGACAAUAGCAAUGCAGCACAGCGUCUUCUGGAUGGAGUCAACCUAGUGGCCCAGUCUGUGUCAGAGCUCAGUGUCAAGCCUGCCAAGGCCGUCACCUCUUGGCUGACAGAUCAGAUCGCCCCAGCCUACUGGAAACCCAACUCCCUCAUUUUGGUGUGCCAUAAGUGUCACACAGUCUUCCAGGACAACGACACCAAGCACCACUGCCGUGCCUGUGGGGAGGGUUUCUGCGAUGGCUGCUCUUCCAAAGCCGCACCCGUCCCUGAGAGAGGCUGGGGUCUUGGCCCUGUCAGAGUCUGUGACGUCUGCUUCGAGCAGCGGGCCUCAUACGCAGAGUUGCUUGAAGCAGAGCUCGAGGAGGAAGAAGGUGGAACCCUGGCCAGGAAGGUUGGAGAGGCAGUCACCAACACCAUAGGGGUUGUGGUGACUGCUAUCGACAUCCCACUUGGCCUGGUGAAAGACGCAGCCCGUCCUGCCUACUGGGUGCCUGACCAGGACAUCCUGUCCUGCCACAACUGCCAGCGUGAGUUCACUGCCAAACUGUCAAAGCACCACUGCCGCGCCUGUGGCCAAGGAGUGUGUGACGACUGCUCCCCGGAGCGCCGUCCGGUUCCGUCGCGGGGCUGGGACCACCCUGUGCGCGUGUGCACCAGCUGCAACCAGAAACCUGGAGAACUUUAACAAGGACGGGCUUCCUUCCUCAGAGCACCAGAGAGAACCACUCACUCACUCAGCUCGCAGUCUGUCACUGCUUUACCUCUGUUACUCCAAUGGUUCUGUCUUGUAUCUGUGGCAAGGAAGUUUUUAGGCAUAUGUAGGACGUUUAGCAGAUUUGGGAUUUCAGAGUUCCUGUGGCCUUUGUAGAACAGCCAGAACAUGUGAGUUACUUGACUGAGUGUGAAACCUGCAUUUCCACUCUGAUUAUUCACAGAAUGAAUAUUUUGAUUCUUAUUGACACAAAUCCCUAAUUUUACGUUAAAUAAGGCUGUUCAGCUAUUUUUCUACUGUCAGAAAAUAUUAAAAAAAAAUGUAUCAUUUAAGGAAUAUUAGGAUAGUUGAGAACCCCAUGGGGUUGGUGUGAUUAGUUUCCAGCAAUUCUUAUUAUAGAGCAUUGUUUCUCUGAUGUAGUAUGUGUAAUGGCAAGGAGAUUUUAUAUCUGUGCAGGUAUAACUGCAGGCUCCAUUGCAUGCUGUAUUGCAACAUUUUAGUUUUUGCACUAAGCCUCUUUCAGCUGUUAUAGGCUGUUGCUUACUAUGGCCAAAACCCAGAUAUCCAGACUAUCAAGCAGUCUGUUCCCAAACUGAGCUGGAAUCUAAGGUCUAGAGCGGUGAUAUCUGGUGUGCCAAAAAUCAUUCAGGUCACUGUGUCUGUGCUGGUAUAAUGUUUAUAUUUUAUCAUGUAAUUUUGUGGUUGUAUGAAGACAUAGAACUAUGUUAGAGGGGUGUACAUUUGAAAUGUUGAAAAUUAUUUAUGCAUUGAAGAAAAAAAAAACUUAUUAGCACUCUGGCAUGCAUGACAGUCUGAGAGAUUCAUGGCCUUUUACUUGUUCAGAGGACAGUCUCUGAAAAAACCUCACCAUUUCUUUUACCAAGCGGCAUUUUAGUGUAUACAUGUUGUAAAAUGUAGGCAUUUCAUGUUCAAAUUUGUUUUCUUAACACCUUGAUUUAAUUUUUAAAAAACAUUUACAGUUGAUAAGGACUCCUUACAAAGGUCAACACAUUUUUGUCCAGCUCAUCACAGCUAGUUUUUCCGUUAUUUUACAUCAGUUAUUGAAAGCUAUUGUAUUUUUUUUCUUCAGUUUUUUGUUUGACAUUAGUUACUGUAUGGAUAUUUAUGUACUUUGUAACGAUCCUAUGUGAGUCACCCUUACUCCCCAUAGAUUUUUUUUUGUCUUUCAGAAUUACACAGAAAAACACAUGCUCAAAUGUGGCAAUGAUGAGAUAUUGAAUCAUAUUUAAUGACUGAGAGCUUUAACGUGUCUUGCAUCAUUACUACUUUUGUGUUAUUGAGUAAUGAGACCGUUACAUGUGGAUAUCAUACAAAGCACAAGGUGAUGACUUUAACACAUAUGCUUGUAUUUUAUUGUUAAAAAUAAGAAAAAAAGGGUCUUUGUCUUUGUAUGCUUUGUAGAUAAAGUUAAUUCUCCCUUUGCUCCGUACGUGGAACUUUUUGGUUCUGAUGUCUGAUGAGAAGAUGUUGUCUCUGCCUCGUCUCAAAAUAGAUUUAUCUGUCUGAAUGUUGCAUCACGCACACCCUCCUCGGAGAUGCUAAUAUUGCACAGGGUAGAACAGGAAAUACAUCAUGUUGGAUCACUUAUACUGGACUUCAUUCCCAUACAAAUAUGUGCAGUCUGUUGCUUCAAAUGUCCGUUGUGUUGUCCGGUUUUGUUUUGUUUUGUUUUUUCAGAUUAGGUUGGGUGCUACUAUGAACAUCAGCUCACCUACACACUACAAAUCAAGCAGGAAUGAUUGAUGCAUUUUAAACUAUUGGAAACGAACUUGAAACAGUGAUGUGUGGAUACUUGCUAAAUUGAUGGAAGAUUUGCAUAUGAUUAAAGUUGUAUCAGCUCCUGUCUGUCAAAACAUAA